This is a messenger RNA of Xiphias gladius (swordfish), 2340 nucleotides long. Its product is annotated as transient receptor potential cation channel subfamily V member 1-like. Gene Ontology annotation, molecular function: protein binding; calcium channel activity. Gene Ontology annotation, biological process: calcium ion import across plasma membrane. The record is from RefSeq and is a predicted model, not a curated record. Bases 1 to 2280 code for a protein of 759 amino acids. The transcript is spliced from 16 exons. Lineage: Eukaryota; Metazoa; Chordata; Actinopteri; Istiophoriformes; Xiphiidae. Gene Ontology annotation, cellular component: membrane.
AUGUACCAUCCCUGGACUGGCGAAAGACCGUUCAGAGUCCAACUGAGAGGCAAUCCUGAGGGCUACGACGACUUGGCCCACCCGCAGGCAUUGUUCACCGUCGCCUAUGAUGGACAACCAUGGCACUGCGGGACAUGUAACAACCACAGACAACAUCAUGUGAGUGUUGACAACGUUUACAGUAAAGCAAUCACCAGGGAGAGAGUCUUUGAAGCAGCAUCCCAGGGGGACACGACUGAACUUAAUGGCCUGCUCAACUACCUGCGAGUCAACGAAAAGCGACUCACGAGCCCAGAAUUCAUAGAUGAAUCCAAUGGGAAAACAGCACUCCUGAAAGCUUUGCUGAAUCUAAAAGAUGGCAAAAAUGACACCAUUGAAUACCUCCUUGACAUAGCAGAGAAAACUGGAGAUUUAGAAAAUUUAAUCAAUGCGUCCUACAAAGAUCUUUACUACAAAGGUCAGACAGCCUUGCAUGUCGCCAUUGAAAGAAGGAGCUUUGACCAUGUGAGACUGCUGGUCCAGAAAGGAGCAGAUGUGCGGGCCAAAGCCAAUGGGAAGUUCUUCCAGCGUAAUGCAGGACUGGGCUUUUAUUUUGGAGAACUUCCACUGUCACUGGCUGCCUGCACCAACCAGUCCAAUAUUGUGUCCUUCCUCAUGGAAAACCCUUACAGAAGAGCCGACUUGGCUGACAGAGACUCGCAAGGGAACACUGUCUUGCACACCUUGGUGGUCAUAGCAGACAACACUACAGAAAACACAGAUAUGGUUGCAAGGAUGUACGAUGAGAUCCUCAUUCAGCAUAACAAACUUCAGACAAAAAGUGAAGUCAAGCUGGAAGAAAUUGAAAAUAAUCAAGGGUUUACUCCUCUGAAGUUAGCGGCCAAGCUUGGGAAGAUCGGGCUGUUCAGGCACAUUUUGCACCGGGAAUUCGCGGAUGAGGAGAUGAGGCCACUGUCUCGGAAGUUCACAGAGUGGGUCUACGGACCCGUUCGCUCCUCACUGUAUGACAUGAGUUCCAUCGACACCAAUGAAGAAAACUCUGUGUUGCAGAUAGUCGUCUUUGGGAGUGAAAUUCCGAAUCGUCCAGAGAUGCUCCAGAUUGAGCCUCUACGCAGUCUUCUCGAGGAUAAGUGGGAAAGGUUUGCUUCCAAAUUAUUCUUGAUGAAUUUCUUGGUGUAUCUGAUAUACCUGAUCAUCUUCACUGCUGUGGCCGUCUACAGAAAGGAAGGACAGCCGCCGUUCCCCAUCAAAGAUGUCCUGGUUGACUACCUCCGCUGCAUCGGUCAGCUCAUCAGUGUCUUUGGAGCAGUGUGGUUUUUCUAUAAAGCGAUAACUAUUUUCAAGAGGAACCCCCCGAACUUCAAGGCUCUAUACACUGAGGGAUUCUGUGACAUUCUGUUUUUCCUGCAGGGGACGCUUCUUCUGAUCUGCACAAUUUUGUACAGCUGUGGCCGGAGAGAAUACGUCGGACUCCUCGUGCUGUCACUGGCUCUUGCCUGGAUGAACGUCCUUUACUACUCAAGAGGCUCCAAACAAAUGGGGAUAUACAGUGUCAUUUUGCAAAGGAUGAUCCUAGGCGACCUGUUAAACUUUUUAUGUGUCUAUGGUGUCUUGCUUUUUGGAUUUUCUGCAGCUAUUGUUGCUCUCAUAGACGACUCCGCUCCAGCUCAUAAAAAACUGACCAAUGGCACACUGGCACAUGGAAGGAGCUUUGGUGUCGAGACAUUUAAGUGCAAGAAGCCAAGUUACAACGACAUCCGUUUUACGACACUGGAAUUGUUCAAGUUCACCAUUGGAAUGGGAGAUCUCGAGUUCACCGACCACGUUCAGUAUAAGGAAGUUUUCUACAUCCUGCUCAUCUUGUACAUAGUUCUCACUUACAUCCUGCUGCUCAACAUGCUCAUAGCCCUGAUGGGCAACACGGUUGAAAGAAUCUCCGAAGAAAGUGAAAACAUCUGGAACCUGCAGAGGGCCUUCACAAUUUUGGACAUGGAGCAGACUUUGCCGAGGGCUCUGAGAAGUAGGCUGCACUCAGGACUGUCGAAGAUGGUGUGUCUGAGAGGCGAGAAGGACAGUUGUCGGAGAUUUUUCAGGGUGGAGGAAAUGAAUUGGAGACAAUGGAAGUCAGACCUCGGUGUGAUCCGAGAUGAAGACCCUGGGAAUCGUAUGAUGAGCCCAGAGCCCCGCGACCAGACUCCUGGGAGUCCUUGGAGCCUAAAUCCACUCUUGGAGAGGAUUCGUGUCAGACGUAGGCCACCACAGCAUUCCAGCGUCCCCUAAUUUCAUCAGACCACCCCCCCGGCCUCUCCCCUCUAAAAAUGUAAAGCUUUAUUUUUAUUU